Messenger RNA from Peromyscus leucopus (white-footed mouse), 5355 nucleotides. It is a transcript of the gene Carmil1, whose product is annotated as capping protein regulator and myosin 1 linker 1. The transcript has 40 exons. Bases 164 to 4459 code for a protein of 1431 amino acids. Gene Ontology annotation, molecular function: protein binding. Gene Ontology annotation, biological process: regulation of Arp2/3 complex-mediated actin nucleation; cell migration. The record is from RefSeq and is a predicted model, not a curated record. Gene Ontology annotation, cellular component: plasma membrane; lamellipodium. Lineage: Eukaryota; Metazoa; Chordata; Mammalia; Rodentia; Cricetidae.
UAUUGCGGGCGCGCGGCAACCUUGGAUCAACGCCCCGCUGCUUCGGCCCACUCUUCCCUUGCAAGCUGCGGCUCCCUCGCGGAAACAUUAAAGGGUUUAGGGAAGGGCGCGGGGCCGAGAGUCAGAGUGGGACCCGGGAUCUCCCCGCGCCCAGUGGGCAACCAUGACCGACGAGAGCUCCGAUGUGCCCCGGGAGUUGAUGGAAAGCAUAAAGGAUGUUAUUGGCAGAAAGAUCAAAAUCUCAGUGAAGAAGAAAGUGAAGUUGGAAGUGAAGGGAGACAGGGUGGAAAACAAAGUACUGGUGCUCACGUCAUGCCGAGCCUUCCUCCUGUCAGCCCGCAUCCCCACCAAGCUCGAGUUAACCUUCAGCUAUCUGGAGAUUCAUGGAGUCAUCUGCCACAAGCCAGCUCAAAUGGUUGUAGAAACUGAGAAGUGUAGCCUGUCCAUGAAGAUGGCAUCAGCUGAGGACGUGAGUGACGUGCUGGCUCACAUAGGCACCUGCUUGCGGAGGAUAUUUCCAGGCCUCUCCCCACUGAGAAUCAUGAAGAAAGUCUCCAUGGAGCCAUCUGAGCGCCUGGCCAGUCUCCAGGCCCUGUGGGACAGCCAGACCUUGGCUGAGCCAGGGCCCUGUGGUGGGUUUUCCCAGAUGUAUGCCUGUGUGUGCGACUGGCUGGGGUUUUCCUACAGGGAAGAGGUGCAGUGGGAUGUGGAUACAAUUUAUCUGACACAAGACACCAGGGAAUUGAACUUACAAGACUUCAGUCAUCUUGAGCACAGAGACCUGAUCCCCAUCAUUGCGGCCCUGGAAUAUAAUCAGUGGUUCACGAAACUGUCCUCCAAGGAUCUUAAGCUGUCCACAGAUGUCUGUGAACAGAUCUUGAGGGUGGUGAGUCGGUCCAACCGACUGGAAGAAUUGGUGUUGGAAAAUGCUGGACUCAGAACAGAUUUUGCACAAAAAUUGGCCAGUGCUCUAGCACAUAAUCCUAACUCAGGACUUCACACGAUCAACCUCGCCGGGAACCCGCUGGAGGAUCGAGGUGUGUCCUCCUUAAGUAUUCAAUUUGCCAAACUCCCAAGGGGAUUGAAGCAUCUAAACCUUUCUAAAACCUCAUUGUCGCCUAAAGGGGUGAACAGCCUUUGUCAGUCUCUCAGUGCCAACCCUCUGACUGCCUCUACCCUCACCCACCUGGACCUCUCAGGGAAUGCUCUCCGUGGAGAUGACCUCUCGCACAUGUACAAUUUUCUGGCGCAGCCCAACACCAUUGUUCAUCUGGAUUUAUCUAAUACAGAAUGUUCUCUGGACAUGGUGUGCAGUGCUCUUCUCCGGGGGUGCCUUCAGUGUCUCGCUGUGCUCAAUCUCUCCAGAUCGGUCUUCUCUCACAGGAAAGGAAAGGAAGUCCCCCCGUCUUUCAAGCAGUUUUUCAGCAGUUCUCUGGCUUUGAUGCAAAUCAAUCUUUCAGGCACGAAACUGGCUCCCGAGCCCUUGAAGGCACUGCUCUUGGGCCUGGCCUGCAAUCAUAGCCUGAAGGGGGUUUCUCUGGACCUCAGCAACUGUGAGCUUGGCCACUGUCUGAGGUCAGGAGGAGCUCAAGUGCUAGAAGGCUGCAUCGCCGAAAUCCACAACAUCGUCAGCCUGGAUAUCUCCGACAACGGCUUAGAAUCCGACCUGUCUACCCUAAUAGUGUGGCUCAGUAAAAACAGAUCCAUACAGCACCUGGCGUUAGGCAAAAAUUUUAAUAAUAUGAAAUCCAAAAAUCUGACGCCCGUGUUGGACAACUUAGUGCAGAUGAUCCAAGAUGAAGACUCUCCUCUGCAGUCCUUGUCCCUGGCUGACUCAAAACUCAAGGCUGAGGUCACCAUCAUCAUCAAUGCCCUGGGCAGCAACACCUCCCUGACCAAAGUGGACAUCAGUGGAAAUGGCAUGGGUGAUAUGGGAGCAAAGAUGCUCGCCAAGGCUCUGCAGAUCAACACCAAGCUCAGGACAGUCAUCUGGGACAAAAACAACAUCACCGCCCAAGGCUUUCAAGAUAUAGCAGUUGCCAUGGAAAAGAACUACACACUGAGAUUCAUGCCCAUUCCUAUGUAUGAUGCCUCCCAAGCUCUUAAAACAAACCCCGAGAAGACAGAAGAGGCCCUACAGAAGAUAGAAAACUAUCUGCUCCGGAAUCACGAGACUAGAAAAUACCUUCAGGAGCAGGCCUACCGUCUCCAGCAGGGCAUCGUCACCAGCACCACCCAGCAGAUGAUUGACCGGGUGUGUGUGAAGGUUCAGGAUCACCUCAACUCCUUGCGAUCCUGUGGGGGUGACGCUAUUCAGGAGGAUUUAAAGGCAGCGGAGCGGAUCAUGCGUGACGCUAAGAACUCUAAAACGUUGUUACCGAACUUAUACCAUGUGGGCGGUGCUUCCUGGGCAGGAGCCAGUGGUCUGUCAUCCAGUCCCAUUCAGGAGACCCUGGAGUCAAUGGCCGGAGAAGUCACAAGAGUUGUCGAUGAACAACUGAAGGGUUUGCUUGAGAACAUGGUGGAUGCGGCUGAGAACCUCUGCCCCAGUGUGAUGAAAAAAGCCCACAUCCGACAGGACCUGAUCCAUGCCAGCACUGAAAAGAUUUCCAUCCCACGCACCUUUGUUAAAAAUGUCCUGUUGGAACAGUCCGGAAUCGACAUUCUUAACAAAAUUAGUGAGGUGAAGCUGACAGUGGCCUCUUUCCUGUCUGACCGCAUCGUGGAUGAGAUCCUGGAGGCGCUCUCCAGCAGCCAUCGGAAGCUGGCGGACCAUUUCAGCAGGAGAGGCAAGAGCCUUCCCCAGCGAGAGGCCCUAGAGGUGGAGCUGGUGGAGGAGAAGCCGGUGAAACGUGCCACACUUAUGGUGGAGGAUCUCACCGAGGUGGAGAGGCUGGAAGACCUAGACACCUGUAUGACUCUCUGCUGUACAAGUAUGACUCCCAAGUCCAAGAGGAAGAGCAUCCAUAGCCGAAUGCUGCGGCCUGUCUCCAGGGCGUUCGAAAUGGAGUUUGAUCUUGACAAAGCCCUGGAAGAGGUUCCGAUUCACAUCGAAGACCCGCCUUUCCCAUCAGUCCGACAGGAGAAGCGAAGCUCAGGGUUCAUUUCUGAGCUGCCCUCAGAGGAAGGCAGGAGACUGGAACACUUCACCAAGUUACGGCCCAAGCGGAACAAGAAGCAGCAGCCCACACAGGCAGCGAUCUGUAACAUCAGCAUCAUCCCCCAUGAGGGAGAACAGAACGGCCUCAUGGGCAGAGUGGAUGAAGGCGUAGAUGAAUUUUUCACCAAGAAAGUGACUAAAAUGGAUAGCAAGAGGUCAUCUACACGCUGCUCCGAUGCCCACGAACUGGCCGAAGGAGAUGAGAAGAAAAAGCGAGAUUCUCGGAGAAGUGGCUUUCUUAACCUAAUCAAAUCGCGGUCCCGAUCUGAGCGGCCGCCCACAGUCCUGAUGCCAGAAGAGCUCUCCUCCCCAAAGGGGGCCAUCCGGAGUCCACCGGUGGACACCGCCAGGAAGGACAUAAAGGCAGCUGAGCACAAUGGUGCUGCCGAACGCACAGAGGAGGCGAAGACGCCGGAACCCCUGGAGGAGGGUCCGGCCGAGGAAUCCGGCAGGGUGGAGCGCAGCGACAGCAGGGGGAGCCCCCAGGGUGGCCGGCGCUAUGUGCAGGUGAUGGGCAGCGGGCUGCUGGCUGAGAUGAAGGCCAAGCAGGAACGGAGAGCAGCGUGCGCGCAGAAGAAGCUUGUCAAUGACAUCACCUCCCAGGAUUCCUCCAGCCCAGUCUUGAGCAGCACUGAGCGGUCGGAUGGAGGUGGGACAGUGCCCAAAUUGCACCCAGGUCUUCCAGAGGCCCGCUUUGGUUUGGGAACACCAGAAAAGAAUGCCAAAGCAGAACCCAGAGUGGAUGGGGGCUACAGGUCUCGAAGCUCCUCCAGCGUGCCCACCAGCCCGAAGCCCCUCCUGCAGACCCCCAAGCCCAGCCCAGGAGCCCGGCCCUCCAUUCCCCAGAAGCCAAGAACUGCCUCCCGACCCGAAGACACCCCAGACUCUCCAUCUGGUCCGAGUUCCCCUAAAGUUGCUCUUCUUCCACCCACCCUCAAAAAAGCCCCCUCGGACAAGGAGCGCGAUGGCCAGAACAGCCCCCAGGCCAGUCCCAGGACCCUCCCCCAGGAAGUACUGCCAAGAGGAGAUUAUUUCAAAAGGCAUUCAGAUCAUGACAGAGGCAAGCCUUCUGGUAGAGGGAAGAGAUCUUCAAAACUCUACUCCACCAUUGCGGAAGAGGAAGUGAACGCACCUGGGUACAGGAAGUCACAGCCAACAAAUGUCUCAAGGGGAAGCUGGGGUCCACAGGCCCAGGAGUGUCAAGAACAAAAACCGCGGUCCUCCGGCAAAGACGGUCACCAGGGAAGCAAAUCCAGUGACUCCGGAGAGGAGACAGAAAAAGAGUUUAUUUUUGUGUAAUGGUGCCCACCCCACGCCUUCCCAUGCAGGGUGCUCUCCUCAGCCCUCAGAGAGGAGCCACGGGCAGUGCGUCUUCUCCUUCUCUGGUGCUUUCUUCUUUCUCUCCUUUCCUUCUUUUUCUUAAAAAAAAAAAUAUAUAUAUAUAUCCAAAGUCCACUUUUUGGUUAUCAAAGCACAUUUUUGGUCUUCCCCAUUCUCAGCAUUUGAUUUCUAAACAUUGUUUCUUAUGCCUUCAACAAAAAGCCAGCAAUUACUCCACGGGCCCUACUUGAAUUUCUCUGAGGCAGCUACACAUUGCCCUGCAUGGUGAGAUUUUUGGAAAUUAGUGAAGUAACUGGACUCACACCCAAGUAACUAUCCAGGCGACGCUGGGAUGCUGCAGGGUGUAUUUCCAUCAGACCCACACAUGACUCAAUAUAGCAAUUUAUUCUUGAUGUAUGCAAUUGCACAUUGUAAUUAUAUUAACAGAGCACACUAAUAAAUAAUUUGUAUAAAUUAUAUAUAUUAGAUCUUGGGCAUUGUUCUUACAUUCUUCCAUGGGGGGAGCACAUCCUUCCCCAUGGAGAAGUGUACAUUUAAAGCUUGGUUGGUAACCUUUGCAGACCACCAGCAACCACAGCUAAGAACAGAGUGUGAGAAGCCCAGAUUCGUGUAUAUAGUUGAUUGGAAUGAGGUCUUAUGAAUAUUCAUGUUUUUGAAGGCUUUUAAUUUCUGUCUGCUUAUUAGCUUUUAACGUGUGGUUUUUAAGAGAAAAUUUUGGCACCUGUAAAAAAAAAAAAAAGAUGUCUAAAUACUACUCUUUAUAAAACAUCUCACAAAUAUUCACUUACAUUACAGGCUGAAAGUAUUUUAUUCAUAUGUAUAUUUAUACCAAUAAAAUGAUUCUCCAAGUGGGA